Molecule: messenger RNA, 15147 nt
Organism: Cygnus olor (mute swan)
Lineage: Eukaryota; Metazoa; Chordata; Aves; Anseriformes; Anatidae
Gene: NIM1K
Product: NIM1 serine/threonine protein kinase
Exons: 4
Coding region: 11558-12868 (436 amino acids)
Biological process (GO): protein phosphorylation; intracellular signal transduction; microtubule cytoskeleton organization
Cellular component (GO): cytoplasm
Molecular function (GO): tau-protein kinase activity; ATP binding; protein serine/threonine kinase activity
Source: RefSeq, a predicted model, not a curated record
CUGGAAAGUAUGCAUGCAUCUAAUUCUGUAGCAUGUUUAAGCAAAAUCUGGGAGUUCUGGAGAGUGCAUGGGGGCAGGAUAUGGGCCUGAAGCUGUCUUUGAGAUGGGAGCAGGCUUUCAGAGUAAUGGUUCUCUAACUUUUGGUGUUCAGUACUGUCAUGAUCAGUGUGGUGAAUGAUGUGUUUUUGCAUUCUGAGAGGCUAGAGGUACUGCCAGGUUUAAAAAAUUAGAAACGAAAAUGGACAGAAUUAUUUCUGGAGCCAGUAAACGGUGAUGGGAAACUGUUCACGCCAGGCCCAUGACUGAGAGGUUAUGAAAACAAUCUCUUUGCAUUUCUGUUGAGCUCUACGUGUUGUCACCAGAUAAAGUGGUGUGAUUAGCUGAGUUUAAGAGGUAAUUCUGUGUGAAGGUGCAAGAGACAUGCAUUUUCUUUCCUUUCCUCUGAGCUAGUGUGGCACUGAGAUACGCUGCUGCCGUGAAGAGAGAGAAGAGUAAAUAUUGUUGAUGAAGAUUUAGUCAGAGACUAAGCUUUGGAGGAGCCAGAAGAACAUGUUGAUCUUUACAGUGAGAAGUUUUGUGCCAUCAAAUAAGGCAGUUCUGUCUCAAGGCGGUGUUGACUGUUCACGUGUGAUGUGUUAUCAGGCAAAAUUAAACACUGUGUUAUGUCUACCCUGAGCAGCUCACUGCAGAAAUGCUUCCAACACAUCCCCUUCAAGGUUUAGUAACCUGUAAAGCGCUGCCAAGCGCUGGUCAUGCCUUUGCCCUUCUUCACCGCACUUUUUUUUGAUAAUCCAGGUGGUGGAAGGGUGAGAACUGCCGUCGUGCCUAGGGCUGGUGUGUCCAUCAGGUGAGGCCCUGCCCGGGCCCGGGCCCGGGCCUGGGCCUAGGCCGCUGUCCUGACCAGCACCAGGCCAAGCCACGAGGCCCAACAUGAGGGGUGGUGGCCUCCUGGGCUGCCAGCUGCCCCGCCAUCAGGCUUCGGGGUAACGCUGAGCAUUUCUCAUCCCAUUUUGUCUGGCUGGCCUCGCCUCUCUAGCCGGCUGGGUUUGUGGAGGCCGAACGGACUGUUCUCUCCUAUCUCAUGUUUACGUUUCCCUCCAUUUGCAAAGCAGUUUUAGAAAGCCUAACGGGUUUGUUUGACUUCGUAUGUUUUAAUGGGGGGUCAUUCAAACUGCAGGCAAUGCCCUGAGUGCUGCCUCUAGUAUUAGGGAAAAGUAUCAUUAUAAAUUUAAUGUAAUUUUUUUUUCCUCGGUAUGCUUCCCUGUGAGCAUGUAAUUCCAUGCACAUUUCAUUUAAAUGGCAGUUUCAUUCCUAAGUGCCUUGACAAAAAUCCCAUCCCAUGGAUUUAAUUUACUUCCUAGUUUAAUUAUGAUAAAUAGCUGAAGCAAUUAUCUCCAUUAAAGUAGUAGACUCUUAUAAUAUUCUGAUUUUGUACAUUUUCUUUUCCUUUUUUUAAAAGCAGUUAUUAGCAGCUAGUUCCACUAGUUUUUCUGUCGUUGUUUUUCCCCCCCUUACGGUGUAAAAUGAAACUAGAGUUUUUUUCCACUUUCAUUGAGUUGUGCUACUCUCAAGCAGCUGACUUUUUUCUGUGUUGAUAGAAGGUUGCUCUAAAGGGACAGAGCAUUAAGCAAAUCCAGGGCAGUGGCAGUGAAUGAAAUACUAGAGGCGUUAUAUUAUCGUCUAUAUAAAAACAGUUUGCUCUCUCAGAAUUUCAGUAAAAUAGGAAUAGUUUAUAAAUUCUUUGGCAUGUAUAUGAUUGUGCCUCUACUGUUGGAUUCAUUUCUGGAUUCUUACCUGCAAUUUUCCUGCCAAUUUCUGCAGGGAGGAAAUUGAAGUAAGUUAAGGAAUUGGAGUGUCCUACCUAUAGACUUUUUCCUAAAUCUGGUAUUUUGGAUCAUGCGUUGUGAACGGUGGUUUUGAAUCUGUAAAUGUUUGGUAAGAGUAUGCAUUGGGGGAGUGGGUGUUUGCAGGGAAGAAUAUGGUUUAAAGCUGUUCUAAAAUUAGUUAUGUUCUACUUUUGCAUAUCUUGGCUUUUGUUUGUUUGUUUAUUUAUCAAUGACCCUCUGCUUCCUGAAACCAUGGAGCAUAAUUUGUAUCUGUGUAAUACCACAGAGUUGGAAUUAUUCCUAAUUUUUAUUUUUGCAAGCUUGUCAAAAUCUUGUCCCCAAACUUGAAUGUAAAAUAUGUUUUUGUUGUUGUUUGUUUGUUUGUUUUUAAUGUUAAUGAGUAUCAUCUUUUGUAACUUCUGGAGAUGUUUUAUAGUCCUCUGUGUGGUAAAUUUUAUGAUCCUUUGUAUGGUAGUUCAAAUGUCACAUGGUAUAUAUUUAGCAGUUCCAGAAAUUUUGGAACAACAGUUUUUUUGCCAGCACAUUUAAUUAGAAAAAAAUGGUUUCCUAGUUGGAAAAGUAAAAAAAAAAAAAAAAAAAAAAAAAAAAAAAUCAAAAAAGAAAAACAAAGGAAAUUGGAAAGAACUGUUUUCCUAACGCUGCUGACUACUCAGAUUUGUGCUACUCUUUCUUACGGGACCAAGUUUACACGAGUCUUCGGUUUGACAAAUAUAGUAAUAAUCUGUGUUCCAACACAGAUAUGCUGCAAAUCUCAAUCAGGUUAGCUAAUUAAAUUAAAUAUAGCAAAAUGUAUAAUGUUAAUGUUGUCUCAUUCAAGUCAGGAAAGCUUUUGCUGUUGAAAUGUAUUAGGAAAUGCAGGACAGUGUUAGGGAUUUGGGAUGUAGCAACUUUUUUGCAUGUCUCUGACCAUGGAUCAACAGUGAGCUGUGAAUUGCAUGGGCAUCUGAGGUGUUCCCCUUCUGCACCUUCCCAGUCAGAGGGGUUUUGGUCUGUGCCUGCCCGUAGACCUCUGCUGUCCUGGCAGCAGGACGGGGCAGCUGCCUCAAGGUGUUGGGUACAGGCUCCUCUGCUCACACUGCUGCAUUUGGAAAUGUUGCUUUGAGAGACGUGUUAUAAACUUCUCAGGGCUCCAAAACCAGGAAAACUUAAAAGCAAAACCAAAACUAAACUAAAGCUUAUUUUAGCAGGAUGCGGGGAUGCAUGUCUAAGCAUUUAGUUGCAACACUGCAACAACAAGGUUCCAAAAGAAUAAAAUGUAGAGCCGUGCUCCAUCUUGUUUGGAUUAAAGUCCCUUGCUUAGGAUCCUUAAUGUGCGUCACAGCAGAAAGAACAGUUCGCUUGGCAGUAGGAUGUUCUUAGGAUGCUGCUGACUGUAACAAGGCUGUUUUCUGAAGAUCCCAGUUUCAAAAAUGUCCAUGCUGAUUUCACUUCUAAUCUCACUUCAGUGCAGGGCAUUCACUAGCGGGCAACACUUCUUUGAUAUUGAGAGGCUAGCACCUUAAGGUGUCAGGUAAGAUCAAAUCAGUUCCUGCUAAGCUUCUUGCUGGGUCUUGAAUGCUUACCAUGCACUAAGCAGUUUCCAGAAGUUAGCUGCAGCUUCGGCAUGGUAGAGUCUAGUGAGCCUGUGGCUGUGCCCCCUCAUGGCUGUGUUUCUUCAGGGUGCAGGAAGGGCAUACAGAAGGCAAUAGAUUAGAUAAAAAUUAGAUAAAAAGUACAAAUAUGUCUCUUUCUAUGUAGAUUUUUUUUUCUUGCCGUAUGUUCUGAAAGUUCUCAGUACUGCUGUCACUUGGAGACCUUUGAAACUGGCAAGGACAGAGCAGUUGCAAAAAUGCUUUCAGGGACCUUCUUCAGCACUGAUAAAACUGAGCAGACAGUCUUCAUGGCAAUGACCCGUUUCUCCUUGACAUCUGCCACUGCUACGUGAGUACUGUGUGUGUACAUCUACACCUUCCUUUAGUCAAGUUCAGUGAUAUAAUUACUGCAACACAAUGGCUUGUUAAUGCUGAUUCAGGACACAUCCCCUCAGUGUCUCAGACUUUACUCUGAAAAACUGGAAAUGUCAGUACAGAAUUUCUUUCUGCAUAGCUCCUUGGAAAAUAAGAGCCACUGCUUAUCUUCUGCCCAGAUUCAUUUAAAAUUUAUUUUCUGCAUACUUAAUCUUUUACUAAUAAGUACUUUUGGGGAGUGCAUAUAUAUAGAUGCAACUAAACUUGAUGAUUUUAAAAGAGGUAAUGAGUUAUCUGUAGUUGUUGGGGCCCAUCUAAUCUGUACAUGGUGAAUAGUGAAAGAAAACUGUGAUAGACAAUAUAAAAUAGAGCAUUCUCUAUUUUCAUACAUAUGGAAACACAUUCCGUGUUUCUCUUUCCUGCAAGUAGCUGCAGUACCACUUUAUUGCAGGCCAUCUGCUUAGCAGUGUACAUCUGCAUAAAUAUACCACCAUUUUCUGGCAGUAAGACUGAUUUCUUUUGUGAUUUCAAUGGCACACAAAGAAUUGUCUGCUUCUUACUUCUGUUUGCCAUAGCUUUCUUUUUUCCAGAGAAUUCAUUUUCUUCACUGCAAGCAUACGAGUCUUUUUUUUUUUUAGUGAUGUAAUUGAAGUAGAUUUAAAUUUUGUCCUGCUGUUUAAAAGGCCGAUAAAGACUUUUGUUGCAUUUAUUGCCUCAGAGAACACGUUGGAAGCCGUUUUUAUCUUGGAAGAACAUUUCCAUGACCAAUUUACAUUGUACUUCAGGGAAGGAAGUGAAGGAGACCGGCCAGGUUAAAUUUUAUUUCAAAAUACAGUCAGACUUCAAAUUAAUUCCUCCCAUGUAUUUCAAAGGCCUGGGAAAUCAAUGGGUUCUAUUAAUAAAUUCCUUUUUUGUCUUUGUUUUUAAUGCAAGUUUAUUUGCAACUCAAAGAUUAAUUAAUUCUGUCUCUAGCUGUUUAUCAUGCAAUGCAGCAGAAGGAUAAAAGGGAUUUUUUCCCCAUGUUCUAGCUUCUACUUCACAGGCCUUUAUGUAUUCACUUAGUACGGUUCUUGUUGCGCUGACCAUGGUGCAUUUAUUCUCGUUUCGGUAGCAGCCAAGCACCAGCUCCACAGAGACCGGGGGUCUGACUCCCAGCCUGGGGGCUCCAUGCCCCAAAUUUUGCUUGCUGCCCUGCUCGGGGAAGCAGACAGGUGAGUUGGCAAGACCCACGAUGCGGCCGGCAGACAUCCCUCAGCUGCCCAUGUGGAUGUUACGGGGCGUGGGGUCCGUCUGGUGCUCCCCUUAAUGAGACUCAGCAUCUGUGCUUUUCCUUAAGGGUCUGUCCCAUAAGGAGCGUGGCGUCAACCCAAAGAUGAAGUUUUCAGCCUUUCUGAGGAGCAUGGGGGGCACUCAGUCAAGCAGAAGGUGCCUACAACAUUGGGGGGGAAUGGGGAGAGCAGGGGAGGAGGUUCCUCUGGUGGAGAGAGGCUGGCAGCAGAGGUUGCAGGGGCCUGCAGACAUAUCUCUGCCUGCAGGAUUGGGUGUAUCUGUGGAAACAGGUGGGUUAUAAAGCAAUUGUGUAACAAAUGCUUAUGUUGUCCUUAAACUGGCUUAUUUCAUAAAAUGAAUCCUCACGUGAACCAAGAGAGAAGAUUGUUCCGUUCCAUUUUCAUCACCACAGCUUUUCCUUUAUCCCAGUGGGAAAUAAAACUAGGAUCCUGUCUUCGGCUGCUCUAUUACUGAAAUGCUGACUGUCCUCUGAUGGACACCUUCCCCCAGGUGGCGCGUUAGCCUCCCUUCUCAGGGCUGUGAACCCCUCAGGGAGGCUUUGCCCGCUGUGGUCUUUUAACAGCUCAUUUCUGCUAAUUUGUGACAAGGGCCAGGGAGGCUGGAUUUGCUGCUUAGGCACUCGAUGUCUCUCACUGGGUGGUCUGGAUCCUUCUGGCCGGGCUGGGGGACUCAGUACCACGUGUGGGCACUCUUGCUCUGGCUGUAGGGGCAGUGUUAGUCUGAGAUCUGGUUUUGGUAGUGGUAACUGAAGUAAAUAAAAUUGCAAAGUCUCUUCCAACUUGUUCUGGCAGUGAGCUGCUGUGUCUGAGGGAUCAUCGCUUUGUUGUACUGUUUCUGUCCCUACCUUGGCUUUUUUUCACUUUAGACAAAGGUGUUUCAAUGUGUCUGUACCUGCUACAGUAAUGCCAGAUCAGAGCACAGCAAGGUCAGCUGAACUAGAUUUCACCACUCUGGCUUUUUGGCAGGAACAUCAGGUAAUGCCCUUGCACCCACGUCUGUAGCACAGGGAGCUGGUGGCUCUUCAUCCCUCCAGCCCUUCAUACCCUGCUUUGGGCACACUGGGCUCAGGCUAGUUAAACUUACAUACAGGUUGCAAAGUGCAUUGUCUUCUCCUCUUUGUCACAAUUAUAGGGGGAGAUGUGGGUGGGAUCGCUGUGUUCCUAGGUGUUUUUGUUUUAUUUUAUUUAUUCUUUUUACAGCAGGAUUUCUGAUUUGCUUGGCUUAGCAUCAACACAUGGAACAGACAGGCCCUUUGUUGAGGUGAAGGAGUCAGUUGCAGGACAAGCAUUUAUCAUCUCUUCUGCUUCCUCUGUCAGUGCUGCAGCCAUCAGGCUGGGUUUUACAUGGAAAGCAUUGAAGAUGCUUGUGUUCUGUUUCAUCAAUUAAUCUGCAGUAGGAAAAAUAAUAGUCCUUGUUCUUCAGUUUUGUUGUUAGCCUUCCCUUUCACUUUGCCAUCUUGAAGGCAUGUUUGUGUCUGGUGCCCCUAAGACAUGCAGAGAUAAGACAUGCAGAUUGCUUUGCCUUGGCGCUGGUGCAGCCUCCCAGGGUGGCUGGGAGUUGCCCCGUGUCUGCAGGUUGUGUCAGCGCUGCUGGGCUGGAGGAGCUGGAGGUGCCUGCUUGCUAUGUGCUGCUUCAGACCGCUGGAGGAUCUGCUUAAAAGUAGUCACUCAUAUUGUGGUACCUCCGUGCUUUGUCACAACCUAAACCACACUAAAAGAGGUAAUGGAGUGCUGUGCCUCACUACAAUGCAUGCUACGGUCAUUGUCUUAAAAUGCUGCGGCGUUUAUCUCGCAUUAGAGAAAUAGGGUUUCAAUUAAGUGAAAAAGUAAAUAAAGCUUAUGCAUGUUCUGCUGUAAAUUUUUAUGUUUUAUAUUGCCUGCCUAUUGGCUGCUGUGUGUGGUAAUCUUCCAUGAGUGGAAGAACAACGUGCUUUAGGUAAGAGUAUUUCUAAGGUUAAAGGAUAUGUUGUUGUUCGUGUCUAUUUUUCAUGGAACAAUAAUUGGCAAACUGAAUGCCUUGCUAAAAAACAGUAGUAAUUCUAGUAUGCACUGAAAUUAGUGGCAUGUGGACCUAGACAGAAAGAGAGCUGUUUCUGGAGGCUCUCCACAGUCAAUGUUGAGCGCUCUUAGCUUUUCUUCCUACCUCAGCUGGGACUGUACAACUCUGAGUUUAGUCUGUAGCUGUGCUAUGUUGUGUGUUCUGAAUAUUUUUUGCUACCCAUACGCAGCUCUGAGGUGUGUAUUUUAUAUAGUCACUCUGUUUGCUGGUGUUCACAGAAAUAACACUGAGGGUGCUGCUUAUUCAAAUCCCCAAAAAAAUGUGCUUAGGACAAACCUUGAACAAACACUGACUUCCUCUGGCCACAGCAGCCCUGUGCUGAACCAAUAUUACUUGAGCGAAAGUACAGAAGUGGAGCUACGGCUUUCCCUGUGUAAAUGAACAGGCUGUGUGGCUGCACAGGAGGGCUUUUGUGUUGUGUUUGGUCUGUGAUACAGGUCUUGUCAACUGUCCUGCGGGGCUCUCUCGUCUUUUAUGAAAGGUAGGUCUUCUGAACAUAGGAGUGUAUUGGAUUGCUGGUAUUUUCUUGCAAAAACUGAACUUUCAAAGCUAUAGUAAAAGAGAAGGAUCAGUAUUUUCUUACCAAUGCCUUAAAAAAGCCCUGCUGCUUUAAAUUCAGUUCAGUUCCAGAUUUGGCUUGCAGUAUAUAGAAUGUACUAAGGAGACGAGCUGUUCUUCAGGAGAAGUCAAACAAAUCGAGCUAAUCCCCUGCCCUAAGGAAAUACCUCCAAAAUCUCACUCUCCUCAGAGCAGUAAGCAGAGGGGCUGAAAAGGGAACUCUAGUGAAUUUAUUACAAUCUCUAGUGGCAUCAUCUUAUAAAAAUCAAACUGUUACUCUCAAGACUCGAGCACUAGGAGACCAUCCUAUGUGACUUCUUUCACAUUCAUUGAAAUAGGAGCUGCAGUUGUUUAAGUAUACAAAUCUGAUUUUUUAUUGCUUUUCUGAAAGACAGGCGUAAUAAAACAGAGCAAGUUGCAAAGCACCGUGCCAGUAGCUCUGUUCUAGCUGCUGGUACUCUUCCACGUGUUCCAUUCAAAGCUCCUUAAAAACAGGUCACUUUUAUUUGCCUGCCAAGGUAGGACUUCAGGUUCCAAAGUCUGUAUCUCCACUGAUCUCUUUUUCGUUUUAUCCUUUUCCAUUUCAUCCUAAAUUUCCUCAGGUCUGUGAUGCAGGAUUUAAAGUGAGCCUUCAGCUGAAGUCUGAGGGCAUUUAGCACUUCUCAGAACAGGACCAGAACAUCAGUACCCGGAAAUACUUGAACAAAAAGGUCAAACAAGCAGUGUUGGGACAUGUCUUAAAGGCUUGACAAGUCUUACUCACUACAGCUUGUGUUGCUUUUCGUAGUGUGUUGUUCAGUUUGUUUGUUUGUUUAUUUUCUUUUUGCUUGUUCAAUUUGUUUUUUAAAGUAAUGAAUAAUUUGGGCAGAUAUAUAAUAAGGUUUUACAGCCAUACUGAAGACGAAAAAGUUAAAUUAUUGUCCUUAAUUGUAUUUGAAUGACUUCUGUUUUCCUAGUUUAUUUCUCCUCUCCUGGAAUUACUGUUUUCUUUUACAGACAGUGCCCUUUUCUAUCAUGUCAGGGUGGAUUUUACUGGUCUAGGUUACAGUAAGGAACCUAGGCCAGAAAUAGAUGGUAUAUAUUCUGCCAACUCCAGGAAUACUGAAAUAGCUCGUCUUAAAAGACAGGGGAAACCUAGCCAGUUGGCUACGUGCCAGGAGAUUGCCAGGCUGACAGUGGGACGCCUGGAAGGGGGGAGAUCGAUGGUAGGCAGUGCUCUAAAAAGGAGCACGUUGGGCCCCAGUAAGAAUUUGGCAGGGGCAAGUUCUGAAAGAGCCCUGUGCUAAUGCCUUAAUGCAGUUUUGCCCUUCUCUUAACACCCCAUCUCACAAGGUCCUGGCAUUCCCUUGCAGUGUUUCUGCCACUCUGGUACUGAACUUUCAUGUAGCCCAUGCUGGCUGCCUUCUCUUUGCCCUUGCUAAAUGUAUUCAGGAGGGAUCGUAUGGGUCUGUUUGAAGGAAAUCCUUCUUGAGCACUCAGCCCUUUCCAUACAGCCAGUUAACUGCAAAGGCCCUGAUGAUUUUUGCAGAACAUGGUCUUUAGUGGUGUGACUUCUAAUGCUGAAUAGGCUGAUAUUCACGAGAAUCAGCUAUCCAGAGUAUCCUUUUUCAGACUUUCUAAAAUUUUAGUCACUGUGGUUGAGUAGUUUCCAAAAGCCUUGCUCUGACAGAGUACUGUCCACAAUAACAGCUGUGAAAUGUGGUUGAGGUUCAUCAAACAAGCUUUUUGUUACCUAAAAUGUGCUUAGAAUUGUGAAAUGGAACAGGUUAAAACAGAAAACAGCUAUAGGCCAGAAUUCAGGUGAUCCUACAAGAAGUUGACAGUUCCCCAAAUGGAAAAGGAGAACAAAUACGUACUGUGAGGUUUGGGUUUCGGUGUUUGUUUCUUUUUUAUUUUUGCUAGGGAGUCCUCCACACAGGUGUUUCUUCUCUGGUGCCAAAUAAGAGAGUCAGAGGCCAGCUGUGGUGCUAACGGAGGCUGGGCGGAUGAGAGAACCCGGACGGCUUCAUUCAGUUUCCUCUGUCUCUGCUUUACUGACAUUUUCAGGCUUUGGCACAUAGUGAUGGCAUACAUACAGCAUUUGUCAGGGUUUAGACUCUACUUAGAUCUAGAGAAUUCAACAUCAAUAUAUUAGAAUGCUCUGCCUUGAAGUUUGAGCAGCGUUUACAGGCUGUUUGCUUCCCAGCCUUUUUCUCUGCACUCCAUGUUUCUGAUGAUCUGGCACCAGAUCUAAUUGAUUAUAUAUUACUAUUUUACACGUUUAUUGUCAGCCAUGAAAACAGCCUUCUCCCUUGCAGCUGCCUGAUAUGUAACCUUCAAACAGGAUUCAGAUCUUACUAAGAAGAGCCCAAAGGCACAUCACAAAACACAAACUUCUUGCUCCGCUGCAGUUGUGAGCUCUGCCAGGGGUAAGCGUGUUGCGGGGCCAGGCAGGCAGCAAGCAGCAGCCUGCGCCUCAGGGAGGAGAGGUGCAGGGAUGAGGAGCCCUCCCGAGCUGUGAAGGCGAGGAGCAGCGUGGAGGCUCUUUGUCCGUGCAGCCAGAGCACGGGAAGGUGAGGGGACACGCCACAGCCAGUGUGUGCGUUUCUGGGCGGACAGCUAGAAGCAGAGCCACUCUUUCCAGUCUUCGCUGCAGAGCGCUGCUUAACAAGUGCAGGUGAAUGCUUUCGUGCCACUCUGGUUCCCAUUUAAUGACAGAUGUUGUCAGCUUCCUUUUUCUUCACCCUUCUGUGGUGCCUUUGGCCUCUCCUCCUCCUGUCAGGGUUUGGAGACCAGCUCCACCUGGCGUUGUCACAGACCCUCUUUCAUUGUAAUGCCGUAGGUGACUGUCUGCCUUCCCAAUCCUCCACAUGUGGAAUUACUGGUGCAGUGCUCCCUCUGAGUCCCAUGAAUCCUUGUAUGACAGCAGUGGAGUGUCCCCUGUGCCCAUCAGUCAUGCUGUGCUGCAGGCUGGGAGCAGGAGAGGAACACCAUGCGUCUGGCAAAAAUUUGAGAAGGCUCAAGGCGUUAAAGAAAGCUCAUCUAAAUAAAGGCGGGUUAAAGUGACAUUGCAGUUACCUAAUCCUGUAUUGUCCUGCCAUGUGACUCCGGUGAUACCGAGGCGCAGCGUUUCUUUUGCCUGGUGCACAGAUUAUGCUUUUCCUGUCAUCUUCCAAGAUCAGUCGCUUUGUUAAACUAGCGAUGGGAAGGAAACAGAGGAGCAACAGACUAUUUACAGCAAGGCUUCGAGGCAGUCAUUUCCAAGGCACAGUGACAAGCUCACAGGCUGAAGAAUGAAUCAAAAUAAAACCCUGCAUUCAGCUUUUGGACUGGUACCAGAGUCAAGAGCUACGCUCUUAAGGUCAGCUAUUCAAAAUGAACUGGAAGCAUCUGGGUUUAUUCAGGGCAGUUAAUCAGCUAUUUGUUUGACCUUUUUCUAUCAAGUUAGUUUUCAAAUCAGCGAGCUAAAGCCUGAAAAUUUGUGUCAAAUAUUUUGCAUUUGUGUCAAAGGUACUAUAUAGAACGUGAGCAACUCGCCACUCUUGUGCAUAAAGCUUAGUGUUUCAAUUGCAAAGCCUCUUUUAUCUUGUAGAUGAAGAUCCUGACACGGUAAAUCUGUUAGUGGGAGAUGGACAUAAAUAGCUCUAAGUUUUGUCCCCAAUUUUGGACAAAAUUGCAACAUGUAAAUACAGAAGAUUUGUUUUUAAGGUAAUUUCCGGACUAGUCUUUGGACUUUUGAUAAGCAGCUUUUUUUUUUUUUCUUCUGUUUGUCACCAUGUCCAUUACAUGUGGGAUUGUAUAUUCAUGAGAAUUAUUUCACUUCAUUAAACUGCUUAUUGAGGCAUUUUGUUAAAUGGGGAAGUGAUCAUCCUACAGACUAUGACAACAGGAUAUGUGAAUGGAGGAGGUCUUGGAAAACUCCGCUAUGCCAGGUGGAAUCGUGAGGACAGCGGAGAGGACUACGGGCGUGAGGAGUGCUGUGGAGGAGACGAAGAGGGCAGGCAGCAGAGGCUGACCCCAUUUGAGAAACUAAUGCAGGAUAUGUCCCAGAAUGAAAAAGUGGUGAAAGAAUUAACCUUGGGAAAGAGAAUUGGCCUCUAUCGAGUCAGAGGAGAAAUAGGAAGUGGGAAUUUCUCACAGGUGAAACUUGGAAUUCAUUCCCUGACCAAAGAGAAAGUAGCUAUUAAGAUUUUAGACAAGACAAAACUAGACCAGAAGACUCAACGUUUGCUGUCUCGUGAGAUAUCCAACAUGGAAAAACUGCACCACCCAAAUAUCAUCAGACUGUAUGAAGUAGUGGAGACGCUCUCAAAACUGCACCUGGUGAUGGAGUAUGCAGGAGGUGGGGAGCUCUUCACUAAAAUCACUACAGAAGGGAAGCUAUUAGAAACAGAGUGUAAAAUAAUCUUCUCCCAGAUUGUCUCUGCUGUGAAGCACAUGCAUGAGAAUAAUAUCAUUCACCGGGACUUGAAAGCAGAAAAUGUUUUCUACACCAGUAACACCUGUGUUAAGGUGGGAGACUUUGGUUUCAGCACCAUCAGUAAGAGAGAUGAAACUUUAAAUACUUUUUGUGGUUCCCCUCCUUAUGCUGCCCCUGAACUCUUCCGAGAUGAAAACUAUGUCGGCAUUUAUGUUGACAUCUGGGCACUAGGAAUCCUGUUAUACUUCAUGAUGACAGGUAUCAUGCCAUUUCGAGCAGAUACAGUGGCCAAACUGAAAAAGUGCAUUCUUGAAGGGACAUAUAGUUUGCCUGCCUCCCUCUCAGAGCCUUGCCAGAAACUGAUAAAAGGAGUCCUUCAGCCAGUACCAACAGAACGAUACUCUGUCAAACUUAUUAUGAACAGUGAAUGGAUGCAGGGGAUACAAUACCCUAAGCCUUUACAGCCAUUUAAACUGGAUCCAAAGUAUUUGUCUGAGAUUAGUACACUCAAAGAGGAAGAAAUUGAAGUGAAAAACACUCUGAAAGAUCUGGGAAUCACAGAAGAACACAUUCAAAAUAACCGGGGAAGAGACGCACGCAGCUCAAUAACAGGUGUCUACAGAAUUGUUUUACACAAAGUACAGAAGAAAAGGGCGCUUGAGUGUGUCCCUAUAAUGUCCUGUCCAGAUCCCAAAGAACAAGACUUGAAGAAAGGAAUCAACUCUUACAGUGGGAUGAAGUACACAUCGAAGCUGUGUUCUGUUUUGUAAACUGCACUGCAGGCUUUAUACUCGGCACACUUAACAAAGGGUUUUAUUCACUUUUCCCAAGCUUUGGUGUUAACAUUUUUUUUGUAACUUUUAAAUAAACCAAAUACGCCUCAUCUCCUUUGUAUUUCUCAGUUCAAACUUGGAGUGCUCAAAUGCAGAGCUCUAAUGUGCUUGGUUUUCCCUUUGCUCCAGGGGCAUGGUCUAGCCAGUGCAAGAACUCAGGUAAAACAGGUACGAGAUAAAUAGUGGAAGUGAUCUUUUAAUAAAGAUCAAAUAAUACUGCCCUUAACAUGCCUGGGAGAUCUCUAAGCACACACAUUACAACUGACUUCUCAGAAAGUUACCUUAGCUUGACAAAACUCUGCCACUGCAGACCAGAACAGUUUUCACAGAGAACUGUCAAUCCACAAACAACUGUAAAUUCUUUAAAAAAAUCUUCUUAAAAAUUAUUCAGCAAAUUAAACAUAAAAAGUAAUUAGAGCUUUAAAAAAGAAAAGAAAAAUAACUGUAGAAAGGACAAGGCUGUUGUUGACAGCAGUUCCUGAUUUGUCAAAAUUCAGAAAGGCAAAUUCAGAUAUGCUACUCUAACCCUGCAGGUGUGGUUGCAAUUUUCAGUGCAUAACUGGUUGGGCUGCCAUCUAACCUUCUGACACGUUCCAAUAUUUGUAUGAUUCUCACAGUCCACAACCGCUUAGAACCCAGCUGCACUCCAAUAACGAAACAAACAUAAGCAUACUCCAAAACUCGUGUACUUUUACAUUCUUGCUUUAGCACUGGGCAUCCCUAGGUAAGCUGAGCGCUGUGGAUACUUAGGUCUGUUUUCAUACUGAGUAUUUCAGGUUUGUACUAACUUCUGCGAUAAUACUUUGACAACAGAGGCUGGUGAAAAACUGAUUUUGAUAUUCAUGAAGUUAGAAAAAUAGGAAUUGUCAGGUUUCCGAGUGUCACCAAGAUGUACGUACUCCUACCUUCAGCUUUAAUCAGGCAUUUUAAUCAGCAACACCAGCAGCUCAGAUGUAAAUGGGUAGUAGCUGUCCUCUUGAACAGGCACAGUUGAAAUGCCCACGCUGACAGGUAGAGCCUGUAUGAUUUUAGUUAAGACAGGUAAACUAAUGCAACGUUUAGAGAGGUACAGUUGGCGAUGUCAAAUUUAAAGGCAGGAUGCCUUAUCUAUUAUUAGGGCCAAUUAGAUGAAGAUGAUCUGUUGACCUUAAAAAGAGUAGUUAAUGUAAAUGAGCAACAGAAUGACUCUGAAAAGCCACCCAUGGAAAACUGUGCUCAACAAGACCCAGGUAAGCAAAAAGCAAGAACUGAUCCCCUUUCAUGGUGUAUGUGAGAAGGAAAUAAAGCAAUGCUGUUGUUCCUAAGACAGUAGUAACACUGAUUGUACUUUAUAAGCUGGGAAUGAAUUCCUCCACAACAGAAAGUUUCCAUCUGAAAACAUGUAAGUUACCUUGAAACACAGCCCUGAAAUAGUGAUUUCCCACCAACCUUGACAACCCUUUCUUCCAUUUGUGUAAUGGAAUGAUAUCCAGGAGAAAGAUCCAGGAGGCCCACACAGCUUGUGACCCCCCCAGUUCGGGUUUUCACAAGGCCAGUUUCCCCUUUCUUUCCUGUUAAGGAUAAAAUGCAUCCUGAAAACUCAACAAGUCAGCACUACUCCAGCAGGUUUCAAAUAUCUCAAACUUUAUUUUAAUAAGGGAUCAGCCUCACAGACAGUGAGGGUCUGUGGUUAACUUUUUGUGCCAGUAGCUCAAUUCUUGGCUUGUCCACUGCCAGCAAUGGACUUUGUUCUAUGGCAAUUUUUUUUCUGGUGCCAAUACAAGUUUCAUGAGGGCAACCUAAACCAAAAUGCUUGCAAACACUAUCUUCAUGCAUCACUGCUCCAUAACUUUCAGCAGAACAAACAGAUUAGUAUCCAUCAAUUUAUAAUAAACAUCUAUUUUACCAAGGCUUGACUGUACAAAUACAGCAAGUUACCAAAUCCUAGUGAGUGACAGAUAAUACAAACACUUCGUUACACAAAAAAGAUCGUGAUUUAAACAGAUGAAUCAUUUCUUGCUACUUUAUAUGAGAUAAUGUAGCUUUGUAGAAUUAGCAAAGAAAUAAAAUUCAACAAAACUUCAUUCUGUACAUUAGCUCAAUUAAAUAUAUAAUACAAGCUUACAAGGCUCAUGUCAUAGUUCAUUACCAAUCUGGGCUUUAAAAAGCUACCAGAAUGGAAUCCCCAUUAGAACUGUGUAUCUACCACUUGCAAAAAUGGAUAGCUUGCAUACUGG